AUGAAAACCUCAACCGUGUUGCUCGCGGCCCUCGCGCCUGCCGUCCUGGCCGACCCGCUCCCGCGCGCCAUCCACCUCGCACACAACACCGACUCCCUCGCACACCGCUCGCCCGCCGCGACGAUACCGAACGUGAAUCAACUGGAGCAGCGGGCUCCCAUCGCCGAACUCGAUGCGGGCAUAGCGAUCCUUGACACGCGCUCGCCGCGGCGGAUCUCUGUCCCGCAGGUGAGCAGCGAGGGCUCGCUCGGCCAGACGCCGUGGAUUGGGAUGGCGAUUGGCCUGACUUGCACGGCGCUGGCAGCGGUGAUGCUGGGCUAG
Messenger RNA from Penicillium canariense, 321 nucleotides. RefSeq lists its product as uncharacterized. The coding region runs from base 1 to 321 and encodes 106 amino acids. The transcript has a single exon. The record is from RefSeq and is a predicted model, not a curated record. Lineage: Eukaryota; Fungi; Ascomycota; Eurotiomycetes; Eurotiales; Aspergillaceae.